Erinaceus europaeus (western European hedgehog) is the source of this 1862-nucleotide messenger RNA. Its product is annotated as cytochrome b5 domain-containing protein 1. The coding region runs from base 16 to 702 and encodes 228 amino acids. The transcript is spliced from 4 exons. Lineage: Eukaryota; Metazoa; Chordata; Mammalia; Eulipotyphla; Erinaceidae. The record is from RefSeq and is a predicted model, not a curated record.
GUGACAGAAAGAGCCAUGCCGCGCCGGGGUCUAGUGGAAGGACCAGAUCUUAAAUAUUUCCAGCGGCGGUUUUUCACACCGUCCGAGGUCGCCCAACACAACCAGCUGGAGGACCUCUGGGUGUCUUACCUGGGCAGCGUGUACAACCUGACGCCGCUGGCACAGGAGUACGAGGGAGACCCGCUGUUGAAACCCAUCGUGGAAGUUGCGGGACAAGAUAUCAGCCACUGGUUUGAUCCAGAGACCAGAGACAUCCGCAAGCACGUAGAUCCGCUAACCGGCUGCCUGAAAUACCGCACCCCGUGGAGCCGUUUUCUGCAUGUACCACCUCAGCUGCCCCGAUCAGACUGGGCCAAUGAUUUCGGAAAGCCCUGGUGGCAGCGGUCGCAAUAUGAGGUGGGGCAGCUGUCAGUCAAGACACGGAGCAUCCGCAUCAUUAACACGCUCACAUCGCAAGCACACACACUGGAGGUGGGGGCUCUGGAAUCAAUGUGGGAAAUCCUACACCGCUAUCUCCCCUAUAAUGCACAUGCUGCCAGCUACACUUGGAAAUAUGAAGGGAAGAACCUGGACAUGAAUUGUACCCUGGAGGAGAAUGGGAUCCAGGAUGAUCAAGAAGAACUUAAUUAUCUAAGUAUGGAUGGCACAGUCUACACACCUGCAAUAAUGCUUUACUUCAGAGAUGAUCUCACAGAGCUAUAGAAAGGAGACAUAUGCUCAUGAGGAAUCAAGAUAUAUUUCAAGUUUGUCUAUUUUUGUGAAUAUAGGAAGAAGAUGGGGGGUAUAUCUGGACAUAGACCAUUAUCCUAUCCUAGAAAGUGUAUUUCUGAAAAAAUUAAUUACUCUGAGAAAAGUAGGGUGAAUACUAGAAAUAACCCGAUUUUUAGGAAAGAUAUAGGCAAAGAAAAUAUCUUAGGUAGCGAUAGAAGAAGAUUGUCUGGGGCCAGGUGGGGCACAGCCAGCCCCCACCUGCAUAGAGAGAGCGAGCGAGCUUCACGAGUGGUGAAGCAGGGCUGCAGGUGUCUCUCUGUCUCCCCUGACCUCUCAAUUUCUGGCUGUCUCUAUCCAAUAAGCAAAUAAAGAUAAGUUUUAAAAAGUUAGAAGAAGAUUGUCAGAUAAAACAUAGGUAGGAUUUUUUUUAUAGUAAAAUAGAAGUCUUAUACAGGGAGAGAAGAUGAAAGGUAAUGAUAGAAAUGGGAAGGCUGCAAAAAAAAAAGGGGGGGAUUUCUAGAGAUCAGAAGGAACUUGGGGCAAGGAAGACAGCAUAAUGGUUAUGCAAACAGACUUUCAUGCCUGAGGCUCCAAAGUCUCAAGUUCAACCCCACUGCACCAGUGCUCUGGUAGAAAAGAAAGAAAGAAAGAAAGAAAGAAAGAAAGAAAGAAAGAAAGAAAGAAAGAAAGAACUAGCUGAGUGUUGUUGCACUUGGUAGAGGACAUGCAUGUGCAAGGACCUGGGUUCAAGCCCCCAACCCCCAUGAAGGAGGGAGGCUUCAUGGUUGGUGAAGCAGUGCUGCAGAUCUUUCUCUUUUUCUCCCCCCCCAAAUGUUCUCUAUCUAUUAAAAAUAAAUAAAAAUGGCAGAUGAAAGUGGUGGAUUCAUUGUGCAGGCACUGAGCGCCAGCAAUAACCUUGGUGGCAAUAAAAAAAUUAAAGAAGGAACACCGGACGGUAGCGCAGUGGAUUAAACACACAUGGCACAAAGCACAAGGUUGGCUCCCCUCCUGCAGAGGGGUAGCUUCACGGGCAGUGAAGCAGGUCUGCAGGUGUCUAUCUUUGUCCCUCCUCCUCUCUCAAUUUCUCUCUGUCCUAUCCAACAACAAUGACAAUAAUAAUAACAACAAUGAUAACAAUGGCAACAAAAGGG